CCUUUCUAUCUUUGAUGGCAGUGAAGACUCGCUCGAAGACCCGAGCUUCACUGACCACAACCAUGGGGAGUUCAGGGGGGGUGAAACAAAUGAAAUGAAGGUGGAGCUGCAACAGGCGCCGAAGUCCAGACCUGGAGGUCCGCAGAGCGCAGAUCUUUGGUCUGGACCGGCCCUUGAGGGGCAAACAGGCGCAGCUCUCCGGGAAGAACCGAGUCCUCUGCUCGGGGAGAUCUGCCAGCGUCCCGGUGUCAUGGAUGAAAUGAAGUCCAUGAUGGAGAAGCAAGUGAGGGACCGGGAAUCCGAAAGUGAUCUGAUCACACUUAAAAGUGACAUCAUGACGCUUUUGGAGAAAUGUAAAAGAUUCACAGAUACAAUCUGGGACUCUGACGAGCAAAAGUGUCAAAAAAAUAAAGUUAUGACCCUGGAGUUGGAAAAAGAAAAUAAAGAAAUUAGCAAGGAACUUGCAACUCUUAAGGAUAAACUUUUCAACAUGUUAUCUUUAAAAGACAAGUUUCUCAAAUUGACAAAACAGCGUGAGUUUGUACAGGGCCAAAAAGCGUGGCUUGGAAGUCAGAUUUCAAAUCUGAAGCUCAAGAUUCAAAAUGAGGAAGCUCUUUUGAUGUCAACUUUGGGUCUUUCUGCUAAAGAACUUGAAGAAAAAUAUAAAGAAGAAUUCAGUCAGAUCAAGCUGUUGCAGGGGCAACGUGCACAGCUUCACACUGAGUUUAAUCAUCUCAGAAGCAAAAGUUCUGUAGCAUCAUCUCUCAGAGGGAGAGUGUCCAACCUCAAAGAUCGAACCUCUGUCCAAGAUUGAGGAGCUGAAACUUCGUCAGAGAAUGCGUCAGUGUGUCUCAGUAGGACAACCAAGUUUGGAACCCAUAGCAGAGUCGUGAAAAACACAACUCCCCAAAAUAGGACAACCACUGUGUGGCGGACUGUUGAUAGGAAACACCAGAAAAACUAGUAGGUUAAUAAUAGGUUUAAAAAUUUGUAAAUUAGGUCACCAUGAUUAGAAAUUAGGUAUCCA
Molecule: messenger RNA, 1027 nt
Organism: Oryzias melastigma (Indian medaka)
Lineage: Eukaryota; Metazoa; Chordata; Actinopteri; Beloniformes; Adrianichthyidae
Source: RefSeq, a predicted model, not a curated record